Messenger RNA from Ylistrum balloti, 3516 nucleotides. RefSeq names its product nuclear factor of activated T-cells 5-like. The record is from RefSeq and is a predicted model, not a curated record. The transcript has 11 exons. The coding region runs from base 1 to 3516 and encodes 1171 amino acids. NCBI's taxonomy places the organism in Eukaryota, Metazoa, Mollusca, Bivalvia, Pectinida, Pectinidae. Gene Ontology annotation, cellular component: transcription regulator complex. Gene Ontology annotation, molecular function: DNA-binding transcription factor activity, RNA polymerase II-specific; transcription factor binding; RNA polymerase II cis-regulatory region sequence-specific DNA binding. Gene Ontology annotation, biological process: calcineurin-NFAT signaling cascade; regulation of transcription by RNA polymerase II; cytokine production.
AUGGAGGUCUCUUUGACUACACCUGCGUGUCAUCUACCAGCCAGUAUGGCUAUGGAAAUAUCUCAACAACAACAGAUUGUUUCCUCCAACAGUGUACCCGUGUCGGUAGAAACUUAUAGUAGUCAUAGUAGUGAGAAAACAUUCAACAUUCAGAGUCAGUCGGACAAUUUCAGUAGUCCAAAUGCUGUACAGACGUCGUUUAAUGUUCAUAACUCUGUGGAUUCAUUUAAUGUUGUGUCUCCUUCGGGAGAAAGCUAUUGUACAGAAAAUGUGGAACGUGGAAACCCGUUGUUGUCCAUGUCGGAUGCUUCACAACAAAAUCAAUCAUUUACAUAUCCCCAUGCGGAUGUACCAACUUUUGGGACCGUUAGUAGUGAUGAGAUAAAAAAACAGACAGAACCCCGUUCUUCGGGGUCAGUGUUACAUCAGUUGCUUACGCAAACCAAUCAGACGGAUUAUUUUGAUUUGACUAACACUAGUAGUCCGGAUACAAUUUCAAGUCCAGAUUAUCCUAAUGUCGACUCUCCAUCAUCAAUAUCGUCACCAAACCCGGACCCAAACACACAGGCGACUCUGAUUAACCAGACAAAUCGGGUGCGAAUAGACUCCGAUCACGAUUUGCCAGCGAAUCCUUUUAAGGAUAUUUGGAAUAUUACAGAAGAGCCAAUUUCUUCUAAAGGGUUAAAAAUUGGUCAUGAUUCUGAUGUAACGAUCUCUUCAGUUGACCACAGCGAUGCUACUAAGGUAUUUGACACGGAUGCUGCCAAUCCAAAGUUUGUGUUUCAAAAGUUUGGAAAGCAAGAGGAAGGUGCAGAUUUAUUUAAUGUUGCCAGCAUUAAAACCGACAGUCCAACAACACUUCAUUCACCAGAAGACACAGAAAUGCCUCCUCCCAAAGCGGUAGUGGUGACACGUUCACAGACACAUAGCAAGCGGGUAAAGGAACCUAGUCUGAACCAGAACUACCCAGCCAGAUCUGGAGGCUAUGAGAUGCAGAUUAUACAUCAGCCUGAAGAACAACAUCGAGCCCGUUAUCUUACUGAAGGCAGCAGAGGUGCAGUAAAGAAUCGCUCCCAAGAUGGUCAUCCCAUGGUUAAGCUGUAUGGAAACACUGAUUCAGCAGUGUUACAAGUAUUCAUUGGGAAUGAUGCAGGGAAAACAAUCCGACCACAUGGAUUUUACCAGGCAUGUCGUGUAAGUGGAAAGAAUUCAACACCGGCUCGAGAACGGGACAUAGAUGGCACCACUGUGAUAGAAAUGGAUCUCACUCCAGCAAAUGAGAUGACAGCAUUGAUUGACAAUGUAGGAAUAUUGAAGUUGAGAAAUGCUGAUGUUGAACAAAGAAUAGGAUUGACGAAAGCUAAGAAGAAGAGUACAAAGGCACGCAUGAUAUUCCGUGCAGUGUUUAAGAAGGCAGAUGGAAAUUCACAGACCCUACAAAUAUCCUCCAGUACGAUAUUGUGUACUCAACCAGUGGGACAGCCCGAAAUCUGUAAGAUGAGUCACGAUGAAUGGUCAGUCGAGGGUAAGAAGGAACUGUAUCUAAUUGGAAAGAACUUCAUUAAGGGUACCAGGGUGAUGUUCCGUGAAAUGCAGGAUGAAACAAAGGUGCUCUGGGAAAAGGAGGCGGAGAUUGAUAAGGAUUACUUUCAGCCUACCCACUUGAUCUGUACCAUACCAUCAUACAAGGACACAAGUGUGACCAAGUCAGUAACAGUACAGAUCGUUGUACAAAGCGCAGGCAAGCAGAGCGAAUCUCAGAAGUUUGUGUAUACUCCUGAAGUGUCCAAGUCAACAUCCGUCGACACACCAAUGACAAUGGAGGAAUGUGAGACACCUCACAAGCGCAAAUUGUCCUUUACUGUGUCACCAGAGGCCAUUGAGCUUCAGCAGCAGAUUCAGCAGACAUCUUCAGGAAUGUUUCAGCUACCCCCGGGGACCCUGUCCCCAUUAGUUAAUAAUGAAGUGAUCAGCAUGCAAGUGGACCCGGAGGCGAAUGUCCCCACAGCCGGCCCUGUGAACAAGACAAGUGACAUGUUUGGAAAUGUUGGGAUCAGUAUCGCAAUGUCUGCCACGUCUUCAGCUCCCAUGGAUCAGCAGCAGACUGCCACAACAAUUCAGUCCCUGCUAGCCAGUGACCCAGAUCAAGCUUCCCAGCCUGGAAGUAAUGAGCUUGUUAAACUGGCAUUGGAGGAAAUGAAAAGUCUACAACAACAGACAGCGGCACAACAAUCACCCCAACAACAACAGCAGCAACAACAACAACAACAACAACAGCAGCAACAACAACAACAACAACAGCAACAACAACAACAACAGCAGCAGCAGCAACAACAACAACAACAACAGCAACAACAAAUACAACAGUUGGAACAACAGCUGCAGGCUACAGACCAAAAACCUGUGAUGCAACAGAUCUCUGCAUUACUGCAACAGGAUAAUAAUUUGUUAAAUUUUCCUUCAGCUGGUUUGGAAUUAAAUAACAUACCAUUUUUCAGUCACAUACAACCAACCAGCCCAAUAUCUCCACAACAAACUGCUCCAGAUCUGCAGCACCAGCAGAUUACAAUAGCACAGCAAAUAGCCUCUCAAGCAUUGACAUCUGCUUCUGUACAAGGUGUGGAGCCAGUCGCUCAGAAUGUCAUGCAGCUUCAUCAACCAGUACAAACGACCUGGGGACAGCAACAACAGCACUGUUUUGGUGACAGCCAGCAUUCUAUGUCCGUCGCGUCGGCCGGAAGUCCUAGUGGUAAUGCACCUACCAUGCAAGCUUCCCCAGUGUUGUCCUUUGGAGGUACGAACAACAUGCAGGCUCAGUCACGCGAGUCCAAUACGGGAUAUUCCUUUAUCGGCACGCCCAUCACUAACAGUGUGUCUCAGGUGUCGAUCCCCAGUCCUGAUCUAGUGGUGGAUAUCAAGCCGGCCCUGCCCUCACUUACAGCCAGCUUUCAAUGCAACCAAAUUCAGUCUACAUCAGCAUCAGUGUCAUCAGUUGUGGGCCAGCAGUCACUACCACAGGUGUGGAACCAAUCGCAGCAACAACAACAACAACAACAACAACAACAACAACAACAGCAACAGCAGCAAUGCUUGAAUGAUACACAACCAGUCACUAGCAUUGCACCAAGUACAUCACAGUCUGGCCAAAUUACAUCACCACAGAUCAUUAUCUGUGGGUCUAACUCUGCAAAUGGAUUUUCUACAAAUCUGAAUAACUUGGGAGGACAGCCUACACAGGUACCCCUACAACAAACGCCGCAACAGCAAACGCCACCACAGCAAACACCACAACAGCAAACACCGCAACAACAAACGUCGCAACAACAAACUCCACAACAGCAGACGCUUCCCUCACAGCAGCAACAACAGCCCGCUCAGACCCCACUAGGGCCCAUUGUUAUUUUACCUGGAGGAGUUGGCGGCUGUGGAAACAAUCAGCAAGUGGAGAACAUCCUGCGAUCCAUCAUCAGCAGCCUGUCCCAGCAACAGCAACCACCCCAACCUCCGCAGUCCUGA